Messenger RNA from Calidris pugnax (ruff), 1474 nucleotides. RefSeq names its product ATP synthase mitochondrial F1 complex assembly factor 2 (gene ATPAF2). The record is from RefSeq and is a predicted model, not a curated record. The coding region runs from base 74 to 940 and encodes 288 amino acids. Gene Ontology annotation, cellular component: mitochondrion. Lineage: Eukaryota; Metazoa; Chordata; Aves; Charadriiformes; Scolopacidae. Gene Ontology annotation, biological process: mitochondrial proton-transporting ATP synthase complex assembly. The transcript is spliced from 8 exons.
GCAACAUGGCGGCGCCCGCGGAGCCGCGCUGAGGCGGGAGGGUGGCGGUGGUUCCUCUUCGUCCUUCGUCGCGAUGUGGCGCGGCUGUCGCCAGCUCUUGUGGGGUCGCUCCCCGCUCGCCCGUUUCCCCCGUCCGCCUCCCGCUGCUGCCGGGAGAGGCCCGGUGGGGUCGGGCGGGGGUCGGGCUUACGCCCCGCCGGCAGAGAGGAAGCGGUUUUACCAGAAUGUGAGCAUCUCUCAAGGAGAAGGCGGCUUUGAAAUAAACCUGGACCACCGAAAGCUGAAAACGCCCCAGGCCAAGCUCUUCACUGUCCCCAGCGAGGCCUUGGCCAUUGCAGUGGCAACGGAGUGGGACUCCCAGAAGGACACCAUCAAGUUCUACACUAUGCACCUGACCACGCUGUGCAACACGGCCCUGGACAAUCCCACGCAGCGAAACAAAACGCAGCUGAUCCGUGCGGCCGUGAAGUUCCUGGAGACUGACACCAUCUGCUAUCGUGUGGAGGAGCCACCUGCCUUGGCAGAGCUGCAGAAGAAUGAAUGGGAUCCUGUUGUCGCCUGGGCUGAGAAAAGGUACAACGUGGCAAUUGGCUCCUCGACCAGCAUCCUGGGGCCAAAUAUCCCAGCCAGCACCAAGGAGACCUUCGUCAGCCACCUGGCAUCCUACAACAUGUGGGCCCUGCAAGGUAUAGAAUAUGUAAUCACCCAGCUGAAAUCUCUGAUUCUGUCCAUGGGACUGAUUGACAGGCACAUUACAGUAGAGAAAGCUGUGCUUCUCUCUCGCCUGGAGGAAGAAUACCAGAUUCAGCGGUGGGGCAACGUGGAGUGGGCCCAUGACUAUGACCUGUGCGAGCUGCGUGCUCGCGCGGCGGCUGGGACUCUCUUUGUUCACCUCUGUUCGGAGAGCUCGACCGUAAAACACAAGCUGUUGCAGGACUGAGGCUGCUGGGCUGGGCACAGGAGGAGAAUGUCCAGCUGUGAACUGCUAGUGUGACCCAGGGGACGGUAACCACCCUCCUGUCACCACGGCAUGACCCAGGGGAUGGUAACCACCCUCCUGUCACCACACCUUCCCUGGGAUCAGCCUGGUGCUGAGGAGCUGUGGCUUUGUGGGCAUCUCCUCGCUUGGACUGCCUGCUGCAGUGCAGCGCCAGCAGUUUUGAGCCCAGAAGGAGGAAAGGUCAAGGUGAGCUUCCUCUGCAUCCCCGAGACAGCAGCUCUGUCCAUUCCCGGUGUCUGGAGCUCAUCAGAGGAGCUCCCAUGAAAGAAACAGCUUCCUGGGCAGGGUGCGGCACAGACAUACCCAGCAUAUGCCACAUGUCUUCAUAGCUGCCAGCUCCUGACACACACUUGUUAUGGAAAUCUGAAAACAGACUCCAUUGCAUCUGUUCUUCAUCCCUCAGUGUGCCUGUAUGUAACACCAGGGUCUCUCCGUUUGAUUAAAGGCACGCCCCUGCGAGAUACUGAAAGCCAA